Molecule: messenger RNA, 10069 nt
Organism: Scylla paramamosain (green mud crab)
Lineage: Eukaryota; Metazoa; Arthropoda; Malacostraca; Decapoda; Portunidae
Gene: IntS8
Biological process (GO): snRNA 3'-end processing
Cellular component (GO): integrator complex
Source: RefSeq, a predicted model, not a curated record
AUGGAGAUCUCUGCAAAAGGGAAGAGGAUACACUAUGAUUUGGGAGCAUAUCACUUUCUUCAAGAAAGAUAUGAAGAUGGAUAUUCACACUUUGCUGAGGCUUAUAAAUUGAUGUCAGAACUGGGGCCACAGCCAGAGUAUUGUCAAGUAAAUAUUGACAAGCUAAAAGGAUACUACAGCAGCUGUGCUUCACUUUGUGGACGGUCAACCCCAUUAGAAAAAAGAUCACUCUAUGACAGAUUUCUGUACUCUCUGGGUAAUGGAUACCAGGAUUUAGUCAAAGUUCUGUCCGAGGACAAUUUGGUAUUUGAAAUUCCAUUAUAUCUUCGCAAAAAUCUUGAAUUGGACUUGCAAGCCUGGCCCAAGAAAACUCCUCAAGGACUACUUAUGCAGGUACAGACUCUCAACACCAUUCGAUGUGUACUGGAAGGAGAAUCAUGGAACAGUGGCUACCCCCUUCACUUGGCACAGUCUGGGAAAUCAGGGGUUCAGUUUUUGAUUCAGGCAUUAGCAGCAAAGUUCUCAAAAUUCAACAACUCACACAAAGAAAGACUGCGCAUGUUCAUAAUGGCCGUAAGUAUUGCCUCAGACAUAUCUGAGACCCUCAUUCCUGCAAUCAGAGCUUGUCCUCCAAUCAAAGCUCUGUUCUCACAGGAAGAAUUGCUUUUGAUGUGGCCUAAGUAUGAAGAAUCACAUCAAGUUUAUCAAUCAGAUGCUGUGAUGCUUUAUAAAACUACAUUACCUCCUAGACAAGACAUACCAAAAAAGGAAAUUCCAGAACUCAAUACUAAAUGGGAAAUGCCCAUACCCAUAUACAACACCUUGAUGAAAUUGCCACAAACACCUCAAAGAGAACUGGUGUUUUUAUGCAUUGCAAAGGCUGUGGAACUUGCUCAGGCAAAGAGCUUCAGGAGUUCAUUAAGUCUUUUAGAAGAAGCCAGUAGCCAUGCAGCGAAACUCCCAGGAAGAGAAACUGGUCGCCUUUGUAAACUCUUGAUAUGGAUGUUACUUAUGACCAAGAUUCAGCAUUGUAUUCAUGAAUUACCCUGUGUUGAUAGUAAUGUAAUGAGCGAGCUGACAAGUGAGGCCCGGCAAUGCCUUAGUGCACACAGUGGAAGGGAUGGCAUUGCUCCUUGGACUGGUGUAAAUAACUGGUGUAUUCUUCUGCUACUUAAUGCUGGUGAGUGGGGCAGCCUCUUAGGAGGGAUAUCUCUACCUUCUCACAUAUACCUGCUGGGACUGGUGAAGCCUCUAGCUGCUACUGCUCAUGCCUUGAGGGAGAAGCAUACCAGUAAAACAGUGUGGUAUGAUCUCUGGGAUGUAGUUAGAUAUAGCCAGAUGGUGGAAAACUCGGAAGAUUCAAGAGUGUGGUUACGAGAGCAGAGGACAAGUCCAAGCACAAGCACUCUACUACUCGUUACAGGAGUUCGAGGAGAGACUGUACAUCUUCAACUCAGUCAGCUGGUCCCGCGGUACCACAACAAAUGUCUCCCUCUCCCUCUCCGGGAGGAGGUGCACACUGCUCCUUGGGACGUGCUUAUGGACACCCUCACCGAAUUAAGGGGCGACAUGGAGAAAUUGAAAGCUGAGAGACGGCAUGGCACACAGGACUCCUUGACUGCUGGAAGAAGUGUUCCUACCAGCAGCGGUGACCUGUUGAGUGUAACUCAGAUUUUAGAGGCACUGAAAUCAGACACUAAAUGGACUGAUUUCUGCAUGAAGGAAGUUGUAGUUGGAAUCAUAGCCAACAGCUCACAGCACAAGCGGUCCAGCUCUGGACAGUCUCUUUCCAUGGAACGUCAUCAUGAUUCAGUUGUCAUGAGUCGAUCAGCUUUUCUUGACUUUCUGGAAAAUUUACGUGAACCAAGUUGCUUGUCCAUCCUUAUCUCUCUCCUUGGUCAUGUUUUGAACUUGCUGAACCAGGAACCAAGCAGUGAGAUUCACAUAGAUCACCUGGCCAUGUGGCCACAAACUGUCAGUGGAAAUGGUUUAAAGGAUAAAGUAAAAGACACUCUCACCUGGUUAGUUGACCAUGCAACAAGAUUGUACCCCACAGGAACACAUACAAGUGCAGCCUUGUGUACUUCAUGGCAUUUAUCCAGAGCUGACCUAGCAUACAUGAGCGACCAGUAUCACAAUGCUCUGGCAGGUUACCUCACUGCUGUGUUUGUUGCCACUGAUUUCCUCAGAAAUGACAAUGGGGUUGACCAGUCUGUGCUCACUGACAGUAUAAUUAGGAGAAUGAUACGAUGCUGCAUGAACCUCAACUGCUAUACACAGGCAACCAUCUUGUGUCAGUUCCUAGAGAACAUCGACUACUGCACAGCACUCCGCUGCCUGCAGGAGAGGAGUGCUGUGGAUGCCAUGGAUGCUUACUAUUGCUGCCUUUGGGAUGUGUCACUAAUUGAAUUCAUCAUUAACAUGCACCACAAACGUGGAGAGGUACAGCGCAGAGAUAAGGCACUCAAGAUGAUGGGUCUCCUUGAGGUCAAUUCCAACAACAAUGAUGAAAUCCAGAGAGAAGCAGCCAAAGUUCGCAAGCACAGGUUUCUCCGCUCUAUGGCAAAACAAUACUUGUGAUGAGAGUGUAGAUGUGAGUGAAAUAUUUUGGUGACAAGCAUACAUAGAUACUGCUUUUGCUCAUGCUUGUGAGAUUUAGUACAAAAGUCAAAGACACAAGAAAGCAGUUGUGAAACUGAAGAGGGUACUGUAUUUGAAAGAAGUUUGUGGCAUGAAUGGAGUGAAUGUUUAGAGUAAUGAAAGUGCCUAUAGAAGGAUUUUUUUCAUGUUAGGAAAAAGGAAAGAAUAAUGGUGUGCUAUAGACUGAUAAAAUGCAGCACUUAAAAAAAAUAAAUAAAAGAUAAGAAAAUAUACAUGAGUUGUGUGAAUGUUGUGAGUGUAAGAGAAAAUGGGGAGGAUGAGUUGAGGUUGCUGUGGUCCAGUGGUACUCUGCACACUUGGAAUCUGAUGGAUCCUCAGGUCCAUGGUUUAAGGUUAGGAAAGACAUCUGCUGGAGAUAACAAAUUCCAAAUUCCCAAAUCCCCAAAACAAAAGUCCUCUGUUUGGAGGCACUGUCCUAGCCCUAAUUCAUUAGGGAAACCCAGACUUGAAAACUUUAAGGGAAAAAAAGAGAGAAAGAAGAAAAUGAGAUUCAAGAAAUAGAUUGAAAAAAAAAUGGUUUGACUAGAAGUAGUGAAUGGUUAUUUGUUGGGUCCAUCCCAUCAAGGGAGCUCUCAAGAACAGAUAUUAAUAGGAAAAAUGGAAAAACAAGAGUACAUAGUUAUAAGAAUUUUUAAAAAUAAAUGCAAAUUUCUAUUUACACUACAGUAAACCAUCAUUAUAUCGGAAUAAUUGUUGGGAACCCACUGACAAUGAAGGUGAAGAUCUGAUAAAAGCAGGAAUGUGAAUAAUAACAAUCCAUAAAGUAAACUAACAAUAGUGAAUAUUAAAAAGGUUGAUAUAAUUAUAGCUAUUAAUAAAAUUAUUUACCACAGUUUCUCAUGAAAAUAAUUACAACACUAUAUUUAGGCAAAAAUAUACCUAUUAUGGUAAGCCAGACACACACAUGUACAUAUGGCAUGUUUACAGUCUGCACAAAAAGUACCGUGCCAACAGUUUUUGGUUGCACAUGUUAGAUCACAAAAAAUAAAAAAAAUAAAAUAUAAUAUAUAUAUAUAUAUAUAUAUAUAUAUAUAUAUAUAUAUAUAUAUAUAUAUAUAUAUAUAUAUAUAUAUAUAUAUAUAUAUAUAUAUAUAUAUAUAUAUAUAUAUAUAUAUAUAUAUAUAUAUAUUAAAUUCUAACUCUGCCAAACACUUAGUAUUUUAUUGCAUUUCCUUGUUUCUUCAGCAGCCCUCCGAGAUGUUUUGGUACACUAUCAGCUAAAUUUUGAAGUGUCUCAGGCUUGAAUUCUGCCCAACAUUUGCAAAGCUCUUUUUCCAGCUUGGAGAGUGUGGAGCUGUCAUGGUCUUGUAAUUUGGCCUUAAUUAUAGCCCAUAAAUUCUGUUAGAGAAAUAUCUGGUGAAUAGCCAGGCCAGUCUUUUAUGGUUUUGACUUCACAGUUAUCUAGCCAUUCCUUAACAAUUUUAGCAGUAUGAGCUGGUGGCCCAUCCUGUUGGAAAAUUUUAACUUUCUCUAUUUCAAAUGAUGACUCAAGAUUAUCCAAAUACAUUUCUUCAGUGACAGUAGUGUUUUCAGGGAACACAACAAGAUCAAUGAGGGCAUUGAAAGUAAAACAUCCACAAACAAUUAAACUCUGAGGGUGUUUUGUGGUUUUCUGAGUGUAGUGGGCAUCAUUGAAAUCAGACCCUGGUUGCCUGUACUGUGGUAGAUGUACCACUCACACAAAAAGUACUUUCAUCAGACCACAAUACUGUAUGUCACUUAUAUAAGGUCCAAUCUUGAUAUUUUUUUGCAAACUGGAUCCUUUUAUUUGUCUAUGAGUCAUUUGUAAGUGGCUUUUUCUUUGUGGUAACUGCAGGAUCCAAGGCCAUGGUGCAAAGUAUCAUGGACAGUAUGGAGCUAAUAUAUUAGGAUUCCCUUCCUUAAUUUGGCAUCCUGUAAAACUGGGAUUGACCUCCAGCUGCCUCAUGAGAAGUGUCCUUGUCUUCGGUACCUUACGUGGCCUUCGAGAUGGCUUUCAUGGGAGUGGUAAAUUUUUGCUUCCACCAGCUUUGAAUUUUUGUAUUAGCUCCUGGACAGUGUGGAGCUUCAAACCCUUUUGAAUGUAGAUUUCUUUGCUAUUAAGACCUGUUUUAUGGAGAUCUAUGAUAGCUUGAAUAGUUUUCUCAUCAGGGUGCUCUCCAUCCAUGUCACUAGAUUCUGAUAAGUGAAAACAGAAGCACAAUACGAGAGUGAAAAGCAGGAAAAGCAAAUAAGGCAGGACCAUAUAUCAGCUCUCUUUGACAACUAAUCCUGUACAGAGGAGAGUCUCAACCCUCUUGGCUUUCUUGCAGAAGGAGAAUUACAGUCUACACAAAGAGUUACUGCACCAUUCUUAUAAUACGGUAACUUUUCACACAGACUGUUUAUGGCACUGAUUUAAUUUUUGCCCUCACCCCAUUCUUGACUUGGCCUGACCCAUAACUCACCACUUGGGAACUUCCAUUCCUGCCCUGACUAUCUGUAGGUAUGAAAAUAUAAUACAGUAUUCAGAUUUCUUAAAAGAAAAUAUGGCAUAUGGUAGACAGUGUAUGGCAGAUGGCAGACAAGCACCAAAUUAUGACAGAAAUACCAUAAUUAUGGCAUACAGCACAACCCUGGUGGGUGCAGUAGAUGGGUGCUCACCACCACCACCAUCACCACCUACACUCUCCCUCCUUCCCUCCCACCCUCACUCGUCACCACUAGAUGGAUGUUCCGCCUCAUUUACCAACAUUUGUUCAAUAAAUCAGAUGAGUGGUCUGUAGGCCAUACAUGUCCAAUAAAUGCGAAAUCCAAUAUAAUGGGUUUACUGUAUUCCAACCAUUUUCCUUCAUCAAAACAGUGAUUUUGAGAUAUUCAUGAAAUGCUCUUACAGUUAUGAUUAUAUGCUUUAGUCUCAAUACUUGUUUGAUUAAUUAGCUAUGAACACUGAGUUUAGUGCACUCAGUUCACAACUGAGAGCUUGAGGAUUUGAAUCUCAAGAUGGGCAUAAACAUUUUAAGACUCACCUUUUAAUUUUGCUGCCUGUGUUCUUCAUACAGAGAACAUAAUUGGGAUUAAAGUUGAGGAAUUGUGAUCAGGAGGGAGCAGAUGGUUGGCAGUUCUACUCUACUGUGUGUGUGUGCAAGUAUUCUUGCAAGAUCUGCAGCCCAAAAGUCCUGCCCUGUUGGUGUGAAUGUGCAUAGAGUAUGUGAGAAUCCUUGUUAUUGACAACCAAAAAUAUUCUACAUGUAUCACACUAUAAAAGGAGGUAAACAGGCAGGUUAUGAAAAAAUUGCAUUUAUUUUAUUUUUCUUACACAUGCCCAAGGAACCUGUUUGGAUUCAUGGUGUAAAAAUUCUGCUAAUCAAAAGAUUUUCAUCUUUGUUUCCUUCACUGAUCUGUACUCUGGAUCCUUGAUAUAACUAUGAGGCUACUGAUAGCAGUUCCCUUAUGUUAAUUUUUUUUAACCCUAGUAAUUUUUGAUGUAGCAACAAUUGAAGUUACCCAUAUGCCCAUGCCCACUUUCAUUGUAUAUAGACUAUACACAGCCCACUCUCUUGAAUCAUCUGAAUUCUCCACAAAAUUAUACAUUUGUAAAAUAGUAUUUGCAGAAGUCCGCCUCAAAUUAAUCAUCAUUGUAAGGAGGUACUUACUGUAAUAUUUUUCAUCAGUUGAUGUAUUGGAUCUUUCUCAGUGUUGCCAAUAUAUCAGUUUUUCUACUAGAUCUGUAUUUAUAACUCUCAAGUUAAUCUACUGGCAAUUCUAGUGAUGAGUUUUGUGUUUGUAUAUUUGCUCAUGUACUGUAUGUUUAUUUUGGCCUGAAUAUGGAUUUUAAUUUCAGUUCAUUAAGUAAAGUAAUUUAAACAAGUACAGUUAUAUGUAAAAACUAAAUUAAUGUGAGAUGGGUACCAGAGAAAAGGUUACAUAAAUGAGAGGUGUCACAGAAAAGGUUACAUGAGUGAGGAGUGCCACAGAGUUACAUGAAUGAGAAGUGCCACAGAAAGGGUUACAUAAGUGAGGGAUGCCACAGAAAGGAUUACAUAAGUGAGAAGUGCCACAGAAAGGGUUACAUAAGUAAGAAGUGCCACAGAAAGGGUUAAAUAAGUGAGAAAUGCCACAGAAAGGCAUACUUAAGUGAGAAAUGCCAUUGAAAGGGUUACAGAAGUGAGAAGUGCCACUGAAAGGGUUAUAUAAAUGAGGGGUGCAACAAAAAGGGUUACAAAAGCUAAUUGUCAUCAAUGAAAAAAUUCAAGAACCUCUGAUCUCAAUGAAACUACAUCACCCUCACAAGGUUUAUCCAAGGACUCUGCAUAGUAUACAGAGUCCUUGGAGGACAGUCCACUCAAUGUUAAACUUUUGCUCUCUCUGCAACAGAUUUGCCUCCAGAGGCCAGAGGGAACCAUUAUUCUUACUAACAUAGGUUUACCAUUACCCACACCUUUGAGACCUAAUUUAUCUUGAGUUAUCAUGUCCACUAGUAUCACUGUACAUAAUCUGGCUGCAGAAAUAUGUAGAUUUAUGUAUCAAGUUUAAUUUUGAUAGAAUUAAGUAUAACACCAGUAUUCUCUCCAGUAACUAAAGUUGUGGGUAUGAUCACCCCAUCUAAUCUCUCUACAUGCCCAUUUCAAGAAAAUCCUUUCCACAGCACCCACUCUAGACUAUUGUGCCAUAUUCUAUGGCAAAACCACAGAUGUUAAUGUUAGCAAACCAGUACAAUUUUUUUAUUCCUCCCUGAAUGUCAGCUAUUUUUAAGGUUCACCUACCUUACACCUCUCAUUUCUUUUGUAUAAUUCCAUGGGUUCAUAAUUGUUAACAAAUAUUUAUUCUUUGUACAGUCGUAGGCUUUAGUGAGGCUCUAGCUCUCCGAACCAUAUGUUAGGAUGGGUAAAAUGCACAGAUUACUUAUGUACUUUUCUUUUUUAUUCAGUGGAAAAGUUAUUCUAAAUCACAUUGCUUAGUUUCCUAAAGCUACUUCAUCCUAUUUUUUCUUCUGUCGAUUCCUUUUCAUGGUCUGGGCUCAAAAUUCUCCUUCCCCCUUACCUAAAAAAAUACUAUGUUCAUGAACACAUUCUAUGACUUCAUUCUCAAUUCAAAUUUUUUGUCUGAUAUAAACUUUUUGGACAUUUUUCUUCAAAUUCAUCCUCAACCAUAUUAUUUUUCUCUGUAUAACUGUAAUGUCAUCCAAAUCUCUCUCUCUCUCUCUCUCUCUCUCUCUCUCUCUCUCUCUCUCUCUCUCUCUCUCUCUCUCUCUCUCUCUCUCUCUCUCUCUCUCUCUCUCUCUCUCUCUCUCUCUCUCUCUCUCUCUCUCUCUCUCUCUCUCUCUCUCUCUCUCUCUCUCUCUCUCUCUCUUUUUUUACAUAAGAGGGUCACUGGCCAAGGGAAACAAAUUGAGGUGCUGGUCCCAAAACAGAUGUCAAGAGAAUCAUUGAAAAUUGAAGGGUAAGUGUCUUGAAACCUCUCUCUUGAAGGAGUUCAAGUCAUAGGAAGGAGGAAAUACAGAAGCAAGUAGGAAGUUCCAGAGUUUACCAAAAACAGAGAUGGAUGGCUGAGAAUACUGGUUAACUCUUGCAUUAUAGAAGUGGAUAGAAUAGGGAUGAGAGAAAGAAGAAAGUCUUGUGCAGCGAGGCUGUGGGAGGAGGGGAGGCAUGCAGUUAGCAAGAUUAGAAGAGCAGUUAGCAUGAAAAUAGUGGUAGAAGAUAGCAAGAGAUGCAACAUUGCAGUGAUGAAAAAGAGGCUGAAGACUGUCAGUUAGAGGAGAGGAAUUGAUAAUACAAAAGCUUUUGAUUCCACCCUGUCUAAAAUAGCAGUACGAGUGGAACCCAAACUCCAUACAUGGAUGGAUAAGGCCCCUGCACAGAUUUAGCAGCUGGGGGGAGUGAGAAAAACUGGCAGAGAUGACUCAGAAUGCCUAACAUUAGAAAAAAUAGGGAUAUUGAUUAACUUUAGGUAAAGCACAGGCAUAACAAAAAGAUUCAGAAAAGAACAUCUCCUCCAACAUGAGAGAGAGAAACUUAUUGUACAUGGUAAAGAGAGAAUGACUUCUAGGCCUCUUGUGGCAACAUUGCAGAAAUUAAAUAAAAAAAAUAUAUAGUAAUAAAUAUUAAAAAUAUAUAAAUUUCACUUAGUACAACAUUGCAGAAAUUAAAUAAAAAAAUAUAUAGUAAUAAAUAUUAAAAAUAUAUAAAUUUCACUUAGUACACAAGAAGAAAGAAAUCAAUGAUACUUUUGAGUAAGAUACAGUUGGCAUUGGCUUCUUUGCUCACCUACAUUUACCACAUUUAGUAGCAGCAGGUAGACAUUGGUGGUCACACAGGAGACAGAACUGGAAAGAUGAGGACAGGAGUGUGUAGGUGGAGUGCCUCAUACUGUAGGGCCCUCCUGGGGCAUUGUACACCUUGACAUUUGCCCUUAUUUCAGCAGUGGCUAGUCAUCUGAAUUUGAUGACUCUUGUACUAAGCACUUGUUUCUUAGGCUCAGGUUCUGGUGGGAAGAAACAUAUGAUGUUAUGUUAAGAUUGUAGACAUUUUUGAGAAAGAAUCAAAAGCUAUUGCAAAGCUUAUGAAAAUGAGGAAUGUUUUUAUAAGUUUUAAAAGGUGUUUAAGAAACAGCUUUACCCUAUCAACAAUGGCACACAGCUCCAUAACAGGGAAUGGGAAUAGAGAACAACAUUCAAGAAUAUGUGCAAUGAAAAUGAAUUACCUAAGGAGCAUGUGGAGUGACAGAUGAUAGGGCAAGACCAUUGAAAAUAUGUAUAUGAUGGAGUAUGGAUGCAUGUACAAAUGAAGUGAAAAGGAGAAUGGCAAAGGAGAUGAGAUGCACAGUGAGGUGCUUUUUUAGUACCAGUUUCAUAUUCUCUAUUACUUAGAAUUAAAAGUGAUAAAGUUGAGGGAAUACCAGAGCAGAGUAAAUGAAGUUCAGUGCUCACCUUGUACCUUGGGCCACCUUUUCUCUUAGGGGCAUGCUUUAGGGCCUCACUAGUGUCAUCCUCUUCUUUGGAUGAUUUUGCCUCUGUAGUUUCUUAAGCAUGCUCCUUUCAGUAAUGAAACCAAAACAUAUAGAUGUUAGCAAGAUUUAAUUUCAGUUUUAAUGUCAGCCAUAGCAAAAUACUUUCAUAGUACUUAGGAUAUUGCUUUGAGUCAACAUUGUAAAUAAGCAUUUAUGUACACUUACUGGUGACAACUUUGCAGACAGCAGGAUCAGUAAAUGCUAGCUUUCCCUUCCUUCCCUUCAAGCUAUUUGAUGACCACAGACCAUUGCUCCCAAGCUUUUCAAAAAACCUAUGAACUGUGUCUCCAAGGCUGUGCUUUCCUAAAGAUGACAAAUACAGUGUCUGCAAUAAAUAAUAUCAUCAUAAUUAAAAUGUAUUGUUCUUCAGCACAAAAAAUAAUCUGACAUCUAUAUUCAAAGUAUCCAGAACUGCCAGUAAUAAAUAAUAGAAGCACCAAAA